AUGCAUAUUGCGCCAUUGCAGGACAUUGGACUGCAUGAGGAUGAUGUGCGCAUGGAGCGUUCCAACGUUCCUCUCCGCAUCCAAUACCUGCGGUGCCAUGUCUUUGGAAACCCAAACGCUCAGCCGCCCACGCCCAAACAGACCCCAACCUCCGCCGUUUUCCCGAGUCCCGUCUUCGAAACCCCAAAGCAACGACAAGGCCACUUCGACGACGCUGGCGGCUGGACUCCUCGUUUCGCAGAGGAAUACUCCGUCUUCAACACCACUCCCGGCAACUUGAGAGGCUCCCAAACCCCCUUUGCCGAGUUUUCCUCCGCAUCGACCUCAUAUCCCCCUUCGACCGGCCUGAAAAGACCCCUGUCUGCCGAGAGCCUCGCUGCUCAGAUAGCAUCCCAUGCUAAUCACCUCUCGCCCAACCCGAGCUUACCUCUGCCGCCGGUUGAUAUCUCUCAACGACUGAAUUCUUCCCACAAAACCUCGACCGAACAACAACACAAAAUUCCCAGCCAGAAAGACGGACCAGCCAGCCCGAGCCCGGCUUCACAAGGAGCGCCGAAGCAGGCGGGAGACAGAGAGGGAGCUGCGGAUCUGAACGGACAAACGGCCACUCCUCCGCCGUCUUCACACAAGGGUGGGCGGAAACUUGCGCCGAAGCUCCGGGCAGACAAUAUGCAAAAUGAUCAUGGCUACGGCCAGCCAGACUUUUCCGGGACCCCACAGCAGAAUAUGGCGGCGGCGUUUGUAACUGCCACCGACAUGUUCGGCUAUCCCAUGUCGGCGCCGGCAACGGCUCCCAACAGCUUCUGGGACCCCGGCGCCGACAUGUCGGCAAUGGACAUUGAUUUCUCUUUUGGUCCUAAUGUUUUCCAGCCAACCCACCGUCACAUGCCGUCGUUUGACGCUUCACAAAUGUUCCAGGAAACAACCCCCCUUCCGCCGGCAAAUAGUCAAGAAAAUACUCAGCCCGUCAAGCGAAGCCGGCCCCUGGCUCCCAAGCCCCCUGCGUCUAACGUCCAGUCCAGCUCAGCGGAUAUUUCCAUGGCUUCGUUCACGACGUCGGCCGAGGAUCCUUUUGGUAUUGUAAGCCCCGGCGCCGGUGUGGAUCCGGGCCUGCUUUUCAGCCGACCGUCAUCUUCGAAUAUGGAGACCAAUAUCCCCGUGACACAAGGGUCCGCACAAUAUGCUUUGGCAGCGGCUGCGGAAACUCAAUCAAGAGCACCAAUGCACGGCGGGGACAUACGCCGUUCCCUCAGUUCCAGGGAGUUGGCACCCAGUAGAAUGCCAGACCACAUGUUGGGAAGCUCGCCCUCCAAGUCCCAGGGACGCCCCAACGGUCUUCAACGAAGCAUUAGUGAGAACCGUGGCCGUCGUAAGGCGCUGCCGACGCUGGCUCCCGCCAUCCAGCCCAGACCUGUGGUCAAUAAUGGUCCGGCAGUAGGACCUAGUCGGCCUCUGAGUCGACCUUCAGGCAGAUUAUCACCUCUGAAGCAGCAGCACUCGCGGCUAUCAAGCCUGACGUCAAUCCCUGAAUCGAGCCCCCGUACCCGGACGUCCGUCAAGUUCACAAUUGACUCAAAAGGCAGAGCCCGAGCUGAGACCACCGUCGUUGUUGAUGAUGCCGGAUCCAAUGGCGCACAGAGGAAGCCCGUCACCAGGGAAAUGCCGCGCAGAGAAAAGAGCUGGGAUUCCGAGGACGAUGAUUCUUCAACAGAUGACGAGCCCAUCAUCAUUCCCAGCCGGAACACAUCCUUUGCUCUCCCUGAUCCUCGCAAGCCUACUUCGUCUUCCAUGUUCCAUUCGUCUCGCAGAAGCAUGAGCGAACACAGCUCAAGCAGUCAUGGUGCAUCAACUUCACAACACGACGCCGAGAGCGAAGCAGAGACAGUGAUGAAUGAUAACCACGGAAAAGGCGGCGACGCCGCAAGCGAACUGCGCAAGUUGAUUGAGAGCCGCCAGAAGCGAGGGCCCCAGGCUCUCAGCAGCCAGCGCUCCAGCCGGUUUGCCUCUGGCAGCUUUGUUGGGAACUUCCAAGGAGGUCUAAUGUCGCCCGGCGCCCUGACCGAGGCCAGCUUGCCUUCGCCCACAAAAGCCACCUACAGUGUGCGCUGCGUUUGCAGGAACAACGCUGACAGGCCAGGAGAGUACAUGGUUCAAUGCGAAUCCUGCGAGAUGUGGCUUCACGGCCCUUGCAUCAACAUUUCGCGGAGGACCCUUCCGAGUGUAUAUAUCUGUGCCUUCUGCUCCAACACCCCCAACAUGCGCGGUGGACGGCACCGCGGCAACGGUCCAGUGCUGGGCCCGUCAGGGGCGAGCCCGCUAAAGCACAAAUCAUUCCGGUAG
Molecule: messenger RNA, 2340 nt
Organism: Colletotrichum siamense
Lineage: Eukaryota; Fungi; Ascomycota; Sordariomycetes; Glomerellales; Glomerellaceae
Gene: PHF20
Product: PHD finger protein 20
Exons: 3
Coding region: 1-2340 (779 amino acids)
Source: RefSeq, a predicted model, not a curated record